Plasmodium gallinaceum is the source of this 729-nucleotide messenger RNA. RefSeq names its product Plasmodium exported protein, unknown function. The record is from RefSeq and is a predicted model, not a curated record. Lineage: Eukaryota; Apicomplexa; Aconoidasida; Haemosporida; Plasmodiidae. The coding region runs from base 1 to 729 and encodes 242 amino acids. The transcript is spliced from 2 exons.
AUGGAUAAAGAUAAAAGGUUGUUUGUAUCAACUUUAUUUAUCCAACUCUUAAAAUCACAUCAUAAAAUUGUAAGAGUAAAUGUUUUGAUUGUUUUCUUAAAUAUUACUAUAUUUUAUCUCUUAAUUUGCAUAUGCCGUUGUUUUUGCAUUACAAAAGAUUCUGUCAAAUAUUUUAAUUGCAAAUAUGUGUUAAAUGAUAAAUUAAAAGUAGGAUACGAAAGAUGUUUAUCGGAAGCAGAUGAACAUGAAUUGUUACAUGGAUUUUAUAUACCUGAAAGUAAGGUAGAAGAAAGAACUGUAAAUCAAGAAGAUUCACCAGAAGAAUCAUAUGAUUCAGAUGAUUCUUAUUCGGAAGAAAAUAAUUCAGCGAAUUAUAAUGACAAUGGAGAAAGUUUACAAAUGGAGUUAUUGAGGGAUUUAUGUAAAAAAUUAUCUUAUAUAUGGAUUUCUUUUUAUUUUGAAAUGCAAGAAAUUUAUCAAGAAAAAACAAGAAGAAUGAAUUCAAGUUGGAGAUUUAAUAUGUGGUAUUCUGAAUGGGUAAGUUAUUUAAAACUUUGCCAUGGCAUUAUAAUGAGGAUGAUGGUAAAUUUAAAUUUGUCUAUUGAAUAUAAGGAGAGUAAUUUUCAUAGUUGGUUGAAUUUCAUUAGUAGAGAUUUUCAAUCAUUUUUAAAAAAGGUUGAACAAAAUUGGAUUGGAUGUAAAAUAACUACUGAUGAUUUAGAUAGAUAA